AUGCUGUCCUUCUCGUGUCGAAUUCCCGGAUACGACAAUGCGUUUCGGGUCCUUGUUGACUGCGGCGCUUCGGAGAACUAUGCCCGCCGCACGUCCAUUCAAGGGAACCCUUCCAUCUUUGCCGACGCGGUUCGUCGUGCAGACCCGCACGCCUCCGUGCGCGUCAAGAUGGCUGACGGCAAGGUUGUCUCCUCGCCCAAAAUCCUCGUGGAUCUCCACGUGACUCUGGAAGGCUUUUCUUCCAUGGAGUCGUUUUUCGUCAUCGACCUCGAUGACCGAUGGGACCUGAUCCUUGGUAUGCGGUGGCUCGAGCUCCACCAACCUCGGAUCAGCUGGCGCACGAAGCGCAUGUCCCCUCCUGCUUCUGCCGACCUAGGGGCGAUGAGUAAUGAGCUCUCCCCUUUGCCUGCCCAGGCGCCGUUUGCACCGCGCCGGACACUCUCGGCUUUUGCGCCCCCGUUGGAAUCGGCCGCUUUCGGCGAUGCCGCCGUGCCCGGCGAUGACGUUUGUUCCGCUGCUUCCAGCGAUGCCGCCGCACUCGGCGAUGAUGUGGAAUCCGCCGCUGUCGGCGAUGCCGCCGUACCCAGCGAUAUACCUCCUCUAGCGUAA
This is a messenger RNA of Aphanomyces invadans, 609 nucleotides long. RefSeq lists its product as hypothetical. The transcript has a single exon. The coding region runs from base 1 to 609 and encodes 202 amino acids. The record is from RefSeq and is a predicted model, not a curated record. Lineage: Eukaryota; Oomycota; Saprolegniomycetes; Saprolegniales; Verrucalvaceae.